GCCGCGGCCGGGCGGUUGGCGGAGUCGGGCGGCCACCGCGGGAAGAAGGGACACGGCGCCGGCGGCGGCCGUAGGGACACCCGCCCCUGGCCCUGGCCGCAUGCUGCCGGCCCCUCGCCGGGCGUGACGGACGCGCGGCGGACGCGGCUGCGGCGGAGGCUUCCGGGGCCGCGUUUGCCCCUGCGGGGGCCCGUGUCGGCGGGCCGGAUGGCGGCGGCAUCUGCGCUCCGGCCGCCGCGGCUGCUGUCGCUGUCGCCGCGGCCGCCGCUGUCGCUGCCGCUGCCACUGCUGGUGCUGCUGCUGCUGCUGUGGGCCCCGGCCGUGCUGCGGGCCGCCCCCGAGGAAGAUCCGGGCCUCCGUAACCAGGAAGCGCCGGCGCAGCAGCUGCAGCCGCAGCCCGCGGUGCAGGGCCCGGAGCCCGCCAGGGCCGAGAAAGGACUUACAGCGGCCGCCCCGGUUCAUCCCAAUAAAGAAGAGUCAGCCUCCCAAACGAAUCUGGGCUUCAUCCAUGCGUUCGUCGCGGCCAUAUCAGUUAUCAUCGUCUCGGAGCUCGGUGACAAGACGUUUUUCAUCGCAGCCAUCAUGGCCAUGCGCUACAACCGGCUCACCGUGCUGGCGGGAGCCAUGCUGGCCCUGGGCCUGAUGACCUGCUUGUCAGUUUUGUUUGGCUAUGCCACCACUGUCAUCCCCAGAGUGUACACAUACUACGUUUCGACUGCUUUAUUUGCCAUAUUUGGCAUUAGAAUGCUUCGAGAAGGCUUAAAGAUGAGUCCAGAUGAGGGUCAAGAGGAACUGGAAGAAGUUCAAGCAGAACUGAAGAAAAAAGAUGAAGAAUUUCAGCGCACCAAACUCCUAAAUGGACCUGGAGAUGUUGAAACGGGUGCAAGCACAGCGAUACCUCAGAAAAAGUGGCUGCAUUUUAUUUCGCCCAUCUUCGUUCAAGCGCUUACUUUGACGUUCCUGGCGGAGUGGGGUGACCGCUCCCAGCUGACCACGAUUGUUCUGGCAGCGCGGGAGGAUCCCUACGGCGUUGCAGUGGGUGGAACUGUGGGACACUGCUUAUGCACCGGAUUGGCAGUAAUUGGAGGGAGAAUGAUAGCACAAAAAAUCUCCGUCAGAACUGUGACAAUCAUAGGAGGCAUCAUAUUUUUGGCAUUUGCAUUUUCUGCACUAUUUAUAAGUCCUGAAUCUGGUUUUUAACAAGCUGUUUGUUCAUUUGUAUCUAGUUUGAUAGGUAACUCCUUAUGUACAUAAUGUGCAUUAUAACUAAAACUGAUGGAAAAUACUGUUAUUUUGUAGUAUUGAUUUAUGAAUUCCCCUAUAAUGGAAGUAUUAUGUCCAAAGGAAAUAAUCAUGGAUUCUAUUAUCAACAUGGAUUUUUAAGAGAAAUCUGAUCUCCUAAGUGUGGGUUUUUUUUUCCUCCACAGCAGAAAUAAUACCAAUGUAGUUGUUUGGUUUAUUCUUUCUUUCUGUUUGGGGUUUGUGUGUUGUACAGAGCCGCUGUGUGGGUCCUACCACUGAUUUUCUCUCCCGGCACUAAGCCUCCUCUGAGGGUCUUUGGUUCUUUUCCUAUGUCACAGAGGUGUUCUAAGAUGUUUGAGUUGUUCUUAAGAGGAAAAUGAGUUUGAUCUUUUAAACAUUUCUUAGAGCCAGUAAGCAGCAAUUUAAUCAGGAAGUCUUUUUCAAAAUUUUGUUUAAAAAAAACAAAAAUGAGAAAUGUAUUACUGUUCUAUCCAAUAAUGUGAUGCAGAUAACUUGCCAGAUCCAUUUUUCCUUUUUAAGACAAAUUGGGUAGGAAACCCAAUAUAAAAACAGUCAAUAUUUGACCAUGUGGAAUUACCAAAUUUAGAAUACUAUGAGUGUAUUCAUAUUUUUUCUAUAUUGAAUAAACAAUGUAACAUAGAUACAAUGUAAAUAAAAGUGAUACCACUAGU
This is a messenger RNA of Sorex fumeus (smoky shrew), 1934 nucleotides long. It is a transcript of the gene TMEM165, whose product is annotated as transmembrane protein 165. NCBI's taxonomy places the organism in Eukaryota, Metazoa, Chordata, Mammalia, Eulipotyphla, Soricidae. Gene Ontology annotation, cellular component: Golgi apparatus. The coding region runs from base 208 to 1200 and encodes 330 amino acids. The transcript is spliced from 6 exons. Gene Ontology annotation, molecular function: calcium ion transmembrane transporter activity; manganese ion transmembrane transporter activity. The record is from RefSeq and is a predicted model, not a curated record. Gene Ontology annotation, biological process: calcium ion transmembrane transport; manganese ion transmembrane transport; Golgi calcium ion transport.